Molecule: messenger RNA, 768 nt
Organism: Helianthus annuus (common sunflower)
Lineage: Eukaryota; Viridiplantae; Streptophyta; Magnoliopsida; Asterales; Asteraceae
Product: SPX and EXS domain-containing protein 5
Exons: 5
Coding region: 1-624 (207 amino acids)
Cellular component (GO): membrane; cytoplasm
Source: RefSeq, a predicted model, not a curated record
AUGAAGCAAUUCGAUGAUGAUUAUUACACUAUUGUGUUUACAUUACCAUUUAAACCCAACUCAUUCAUAGGUCGUCGGCUCUUUCAGUGUUUAAGGCAAUACAAGGACACCAAGGAAAAAACUUCUCUACUAAAUGCAUUGAAGUAUUCAACUGCUGUACCGGUGAUUUUUCUUUCCGCGUUGAAGUAUCAUGUGUUCCCUGAUAAUUGGAUUAACUUCUACCGGCCUCUCUGGUUACUCUCAAGUUUUUUGAAUUCUUUGUACUCGUUUUACUGGGAUAUCACUCGAGAUUGGGAUUUGAGCGGCUUUACUCGGAUCUUCAAGUUCACCAAACCGCAUCUCGUCUCACAAUUGAUUUACGGACAAAAUUGGGUAUACCUUUGGGUGAUAGGUAGCAAUCUGAUAUUAAGGUGCACUUGGACAUACAAGUUAUCAGCCCAUCUUCGCCAUAAUUACUUGACGGUUUUUGCAAUUACGGCAUUGGAGAUUUUCCGCAGAUUCCAAUGGGCUUUUUUCCGGGUCGAAAACGAGUGGAACAAAAUGAACUCUAAACAAAAUGUUCAGAUGCAAGACAUAUCAGGUGAAGAAGAAAAACUACUCAACUUGAACAAUCACAAUGUAUAGACAUAUAUUUGACCCACCAUAUCAUAUUUGACCUACGGACUUUAUUCGGUCGGAUUGAGUUCUUGUUUCUUAUUUUUUCAAUAUUUGGUAAAACUUGGUUUUUGUAUCUUUGAUCUUGGAGAAAUGGUAACUAGGCUUAGUCAA